GUAUUUUUGCCAAACGCAGAUUCCCUCGAAGAAAAGCAAAACGCAGAAUCGUCUUCAAUCUCCUGCGUUAUUUUGCAUCGCCGUAGUAGAAUUUCGGGAUUUUUCCAAAUGUUAUUUCUAAGCGCCAGGGGCCCGUCGUAACCUCCGUUUAAAUCGUGAGCGCGGACUACAGAGGGCCUUGACAAAGAUCAGACGAUGGCCACGCCGAGCAAGACGCCCCCCGGAGCUGACCCAAAGCAGCUCGAGCGGACUGGUACCGUCCGAGAAAUCGGCUCACAGGCGGUGUGGUCGCUGUCCUCCUGCAAACCGGGAUUCGGCGUGGACCAGCUGAGGGACGACAACCUGGAAACGUACUGGCAGUCGGACGGAUCCCAACCGCAUCUGGUCAACAUCCAGUUUAGAAGGAGGACCACGGUGAAGAUGUUGUGCAUCUACGCUGAUUACAAGUCGGAUGAAAGCUACACGCCUAGCAAGAUUUCCGUCAGAGUGGGGAACAAUUUCCAUGACCUGCAUGAAGUCAGGUUGGAGAUGGUGGAGCCCAGCGGCUGGAUUCACGUGUCACUUCUGAACCAGCGGAGCAACGAGCCCGUCCGGACCUUCAUGAUCCAGAUCGCCGUGCUGGCCAACCACCAGAACGGCCGGGACACGCACAUGCGGCAGAUCAAAGUGUACACACCGGUGCAGGAGAGCUCCGUGGGCAAGUUCCCACCGUGCACCACUGUCGACUUCAUGAUGUACCGAACCAUCAGGUGAUAGGCGGGCGCACCUUUUGCUCUCGUGUUUUUUUUUGUUGUAAUUUGUAUUUUUUUUUUACCAGAGCCCCUUUUGUCGAUACCCAAAUAAAUCUCUUCUUAACCUCG
Syngnathus acus (greater pipefish) is the source of this 860-nucleotide messenger RNA. RefSeq names its product anaphase promoting complex subunit 10 (gene anapc10). The transcript is spliced from 5 exons. The coding region runs from base 196 to 753 and encodes 185 amino acids. Gene Ontology annotation, cellular component: anaphase-promoting complex. Gene Ontology annotation, biological process: anaphase-promoting complex-dependent catabolic process; protein K11-linked ubiquitination. Lineage: Eukaryota; Metazoa; Chordata; Actinopteri; Syngnathiformes; Syngnathidae. The record is from RefSeq and is a predicted model, not a curated record.